AUGACUUCAUCUGUGCCUAUGUCGCCGCAUGUCAAAGACAGCAGCGGCCGGCGUGUUGCUUCCGCAAUGCACUCGGCCGUCUUUGAAGAGGGCAGCCCCAUUGUUAGUUUUUCCUACACCCGGGCUGCCAUGGAGAAGGAAGAUCUGACCUUCCCCCUUGUUCUUGAUAAAGUCCGCGGUCCAGGGCUUUGGGACUUGAGUCCCGCCGGCAGGGGCGUCUACGGCAGUGUAACGAUUCACGAGGGACCUGAUGACCGAUUUCCUCUCCUCCUUCAUAACGACACUGUCAAUGGCGUCGUGAUUGAAGACAACAUCAUAACAGCAGGCAACAUCAAACAGUUCUAUACCACUCCGAUUAGCUUACAAGGGUCCCAGUUAUUGGAAUCCGGAGGUAUCGCUGCUGCUAGGCAAAAGGAGAUCGCCGAAGGCUAUUCCUCAGCUCUGGAAGAAAUCGGGAAAGAAAUGAAUUUCAGCACUCACGAGUUGAAGACACACCGAACAAAGAGGAUGGAACGACUGGUGAUGCGUCUGUAUAUCAGGCAUGCGAAGUUCUUCUGUCAUUUUAUGACCUGGUACUUAUCUUCUUCCUUCAAGCGGUUUGGUUCCUCGCUGCGCAACGACUUCUACACGAAAGAAGUCCAGCAAAUGGUCACAGACAUUCGGAGCGUGGCCAAGGAAAUCGAACAAGAAGCCUCACUGAUUACACGAAUAACCACUCAACGAAUCGAGGCAAUGGUUCGAUCCCUGGGUCCAACCGUGGAGGAGUCCGCACGAAGAGCUGACUUCUACCACAACAUUGUCGCAGACCGUCUCGACAUGAUCGACAAGAGCCUGGAAAUACUGACGCAAGGGAUCGGACAGCUUUCUCGGGAUCACGUAGUAGAUCACUGUGAAAACCUGCUAUAUAGCGCGGAUGUUGCCAAUGCUCUUGGUGAGUGGCGCAAGACCUUAUCUCUGCCACUUCACUCGACGUCAGGGGCAGAGUUGGCUGUCUGUCGCGGUAUGUUGGCCGACCAACGAGUCGAAGGCUCUCAGCCUAGCAACAGCCCUGGAAACCCAUCCGAAAAAUCGGGGACUCAACAUUUUGGCACUCCGACACUAUUGGCAGGCAAUUUGGUGUUCACACGAACAAGUCUGCAACAGGUGUCUGGAGACCUGCAGGCGUACUAUCCAUCCACAGCCCCAGGGGAAAGCAGUCAAGGCAUCAGAGAUCUAGCAACUCGUACAGUAUCAGGAUUGGUUGUGGUCAGGCUCAAGGAAUGGCUCGCUUCGCCGAGAUCUGAUUUUCUUUGGAUCAUCGGCUCGAACUCGCCUUUCGGCAACGAAGCCACCCUCGCAGCUUCACACAUCUUCGACAUCACCACAUCGGCAAGACUACCCUGUGUCUCAUUCAGCUGCACGCCAACCUCUGCCUUUCCACAUACUCCGGGAGAUGGGAAGACACGAUGUACCAUCUUGCUGAUCGCGCUGUUGUACUCCAUCAUACAUCAGCUGCUCUGCUUUGUCCCGGAGACGUUUGAGGACGCAUGUGAACUUGAGGAUGCCAUUCAGUCCAUGGACGGAGGGGAGAAAAGUACCCCGAAUGCUUUGGAGAUUAUUCAGGCACUUCUGCGACACCGCACACCACUUUUGCUCAUCAUCUUGGACGGGCUGGAACUUAUCGAAGAUGGCACCACUGUUCCACACCUCCGGAACCUGAUCAGUAUCAUCCACUCGAGGCAAACCGAUUCCAGGUUGAAGGUUCUACUGGGAAGCCAAGGAUUCCUGGAAAGUGGUGGUCAGCUUGACGUGGAUGAGCGCUGA
Molecule: messenger RNA, 1803 nt
Organism: Diaporthe citri
Lineage: Eukaryota; Fungi; Ascomycota; Sordariomycetes; Diaporthales; Diaporthaceae
Exons: 4
Coding region: 1-1803 (600 amino acids)
Source: RefSeq, a predicted model, not a curated record